Molecule: messenger RNA, 1094 nt
Organism: Lucilia sericata (common green bottle fly)
Lineage: Eukaryota; Metazoa; Arthropoda; Insecta; Diptera; Calliphoridae
Exons: 4
Coding region: 399-1094 (231 amino acids)
Source: RefSeq, a predicted model, not a curated record
UCUAAUGGGCUAUUUGCCAUAUUUCUUUAAGGGGGUUUACUUAAUUCUAUAAACGUGCAAAAUAGCCAAGGUUUUUGUUAUGCGGUUCUUUUUUUUUUCUGCGAAAAUUAUACAAUAUUUUUGUCACCCUCUUGUUAUUUGAAUUGAUUCUUUUGAAAGCAAAAAAAGAAACUAUAAAAAUAAAUAGAAAAACAAUUAAAAGAAAAUGAACACGAACAGUUUUAAAAAACAAUUUUUAUUUUACAACAACAUAAAAAAAAGACAAUUUUAGUAGCCAUUUAGAAUUAAAACUAAUGACAACUAAAUUGUAAAAAAGCUAAAAAAAUAAGAAAAUUAAAAAAAUAAAAAAAAAAAUUUCAAAAACUUGAAUGAAAAUUUAUUAAAAAUUAAAAAAAAACAUGUGUGAAAGACGCAGUCCUUAUUUAACGGUAAAUCAGGCGGAUUUUAUAAGUUCCGUGGCACGUAAACGUCAUAUAACGCGUAAAAAUCGUAAAUUAUCUCCGCCGGGUCAAAGGUCAGCCAGUCCUGCCGAAUCAUUUGAUGAUUCUUUGCUAAGAAUGACCGCGGUUUCCUCGUCAGAGGAUUUAAGUUGUUCUAAAGCUUCUUCCCUUCAAUCUCUCAACCGCACCAGUUCCUCAGAAUCGCUGCGUAAACACCACAAAUCCAUAGAUAAUCUAUGUUUUGCACGCAAAAAGUUACAUCGUCGUGCCUAUGUUCAUGAAGUCUAUAGGCCACGUUCUUAUACCGAUCCCAAUUAUGAGGUUGGCGAGGGAGGUGAGCAGGAGGAGGAAAAACCUCCUCAAAGACCCUUAACUAUACCUAUUCUGCGUAUACCCGAAGAUGAUUCACAAUUGGGACAUGCAAGUGAUGACAAUGACGAGGAUAUGUCAUCAACAUCAGCACCCAAUGAAGAACGUAAACGUAGUGUUGGUGUUUUGGGUUCAUUACUCAAACAAACGCUGAAAGUAACUACCUCAACGAUGGGUCUAAGGGCGGCCAGUAUGGAGAGAUUAGCACCAUUGCGACCAUUAAGUGAAAUGAUAAACACCGAUUUUCAAGGUAAUUCCCAAAUGGAUUCUGAAAAUCUCCUCUAA